Molecule: messenger RNA, 5316 nt
Organism: Myotis brandtii (Brandt's bat)
Lineage: Eukaryota; Metazoa; Chordata; Mammalia; Chiroptera; Vespertilionidae
Product: E3 ubiquitin-protein ligase RNF213-like
Exons: 24
Biological process (GO): negative regulation of non-canonical Wnt signaling pathway; sprouting angiogenesis; ubiquitin-dependent protein catabolic process
Cellular component (GO): nucleolus; cytosol; membrane
Molecular function (GO): ubiquitin-protein transferase activity; ATP hydrolysis activity
Source: RefSeq, a predicted model, not a curated record
AUGUCCUCUUAUGGUUUCACAGUGGACUGCAGAAAGAUUGCCAAGAAACACGCAGAAGACCUGGGCAGGAAAUGCCUAAAUGAUGUUGUGAUGGCGAGUCCAUCCCCCACCUCCUUAGACAUGGAGUGGGUAACGCACUACAACCUGAGCGCCCACGUUCGAGAAAUGGCCACAACAAUAGACUUGCUCAAGGACAGUCACAUCUUCCGGACCUUCUGGGCAGAGGCCGCCCGGGCGCUCCUUCCGCCAGAGGAGGAGAAGGUACGGGGAGGGCCGCUUGUGGACAUUGAAGAUGUGUAUGAUGACCUGUACCUUCCUUGCUUCAACAAGUUCAGGAAACUGUAUGAGGACCUGAAGUCGGGCGAGCUCACCUUAGGGGAAGUGCACACCAUCUUCGGCGUCUUUGUGAAUAAAUAUGACGACCUCACCUUUGACCUCAGAGUCAUGUGUGCCCUGGACCCCAGGGACCCAAGGGAUUGGAUCCAGGAGCGAAUGGGGCAGGUCAGGGAAUACCACCACCUGCAUCUGUCUGCCAAGGCAGCCAAGGUCAUCUUGGAGGUCAAAGAGACCUUGGGCCUGACUGGGGACUUCAGUCUUCUCCACUUUGUACUAAGAAUCCGAGACUCUGCCAGGGACUUGGGGUGGCUGAAGAAGGUGAAGGAGAGCCACGGCUCAGUAGAGCACUCGUCGCUAUCACUGGCCAGAGCCAUCAACAGCAGGGGCAUCUAUGUGAUCCAGGUGCCCACUGAGCUCCAGCAGAUCUCCCCAGACACUGCUCUUUAUUUGCUCCUCCCUGAGAGCAGUGCGGAUAGCCAGGAGCAGCGCAGAUGCUCCCUGGAGGAGCUGAAGGAGCUUCUGAACAAGUUGAUGCUCAUGUCUGGCAAGAAAGACCACCACAGUGCCGAGGCGCAGGUGUUCUCCGAGGUGUUCUGCAACGUGCAGAGGCUCCUGCAGGCCUUCCUGAACCUGUAUUCUGCUGGAAGCUUCCUGUUCCGGGCCUGGAAGGUUGAGGUGCACUGCUGCCCAGGGCUGGCCAAGCCCGUGCAGAUGAACUUUGGGCUGCCACUGCUGGAGCCGCUGCAGGGGCACGCGCCCCUGGUCCCUCUGCUGGAGGCGCUGUGCCGGCAGAUGGAGCACUUCUUGGGCCAGUGGGAGGGGUUUUUGGCGCGGAAGCGAGCAGAGCACUUUCACCUCAACUACUACACAGCGGAGCAGCUGCGGGAGCACUGCUACCUGCCCUCGGCCUUCAGCCAGCACAGGGUUCCCGCCAUCCCCCGGGCACGCCUCGAGGCCGCCCGGGCCUACCUGGCACACCACUACCAGGUCCCAGAGGGGACCCAGUCGGCCGCCGCCGCCUUCAGGGACCGGAUGUGUGUGGGGAUCGUGGCCUCGGCGAGAGCGGGUGUCGACUCUGAGAACAACCCAAAGGUGAUGUCCAUCCCUGAGGGGAAGAUGGAGAGGAGCCAAGAGCUGAAGAAGGGCGAUGGUGCUCCCAGCCAGCCCAGCCAGCCGCUGGGCGUGGGUAAGAGGCCUGGUGGCCGCAGAGGAUCUCUACAGGGCCAGGCUGCAGAGGGAGCAGAGGCCUCAGGAAACAAGUCUUCAGGCAGCUCAGCACCCCAGGAUCAGACCAGAGGAGGUGCCCCCCCAGGAGGGAAGGACCAGGAGGGGGCCAGCCCCACUGCCUCUGCCAGAUGGAAGGAAGGUGCUGCCCAGAAGUUCCUGCUGCCCAUGCCGCAGGGGGGCCCCUCAGAGCCCAGGAAAGACCCGCCAGCCAUCAGGCAGCAGACGGGGCCCCCAGCCUCCAGGGAAGCCAAAACCAAAGGCAAGACUGCCAUUUCUGGGGGAAAAGCCAAGCCAGGAAACCCAAAGGAGCCUGAAAGGGGCCAUUGGAGCAACACGGCUGCCCUGAAGGACAAGGACCAGAAGGAGCGGAAAGCUGAUGCUUGGGAAGUUCCAGGGAGCCCCUUAGGCCCCGGGGAGGGGGUCAGAGUGUUCUUCCACGCCAUCCUUUCCAAGGACUUCGGCUUCGACCCUGACCAGCACCAGAUAGUUGUCCGGGGUGGAGAAGAGCUGGGGAAGCCAGAAUGGAACGUCAACGUGUGUGAGCUGCACAUCACCAAACCCUUAGAACAGGUCGGGGCCCUCAUUGAAGGCUGCGCCGUCCUUUCCAAGCGGCUCCUGGACAGACCCGUUCCAUACAAGUAUGUGGUCAUAGGUAACAAAGGCUCUGUUCAGGACAAGGAGAGUGAGGAUGUCAACCGCUGCCUGCACCUGAAGUCGUCGCUGCUGGGCUCAGGAGACUGGCAUCAGUAUGAUGACAUUAUAUGCAUGAAGUCCACUGGAAUCAAGAAGCAAGUCCUGAAUUAUGUCAAGGAAUGGGUGGGGAAUGAGGUGGUAAAAAAGAAGAAGCUGGCGGCCUCCAUCAUGCUGGACCGUGUCCUCAGCAUCCUGCAGACGUGGAGCACCAUCAACUUGAACAGCUUCUUCAUGCAGUUCCGCCAGUUCUAUUCUGUCGUCAGUGAGCCCAUGGUCUACAAGGAGCAGGCGCAGACCUGGACCUUCCCGCAUUACACAAAGAAUCAGGUGAGGGAAUACCUGUGGAAGUGUUUGCAAAAGCACAUGGCACUGUUUCUGGAGAAGAGCGAAGACCCUCUGCCCACGGACUUUCCCGUGAGGAGUAAACUGAGAAUGGGCCUGAUCGCCCUGCACGUGGCCAUGGAGCUGAAGCUUUCCCUCUCCAAGCAUGACCUGGACACCCUGUGUGGCCUCCUGUGCACCAACGCCCGUUCCCCCGGUGACCUCUUCGACGACCUCAGCCUCAUCUUUAGCACAUCUCAGAGUAAACUGAGAAUGGGCCUGAUCGCCCUGCACGUGGCCAUGGAGCUGAAGCUUUCCCUCUCCAAGCAUGACCUGGACACCCUGUGUGGCCUCCUGUGCACCAACCCCAGUUCCCCCGGUGUCCUCUUCGACGACCUCAGCCUCAUCUUCAGAACAUCUCAGAGGGAGAGACAAACUUUGAAGCGAUUACUCCAGCUCAUGGUAGAGAAGAAAUACCUGCUGAGUGUGGAUGAAGACCUGUUCCGGUCCUGGUUCAGUCUGCUGCCUCUGAGCAGCCUGGCUGCCUACCUGCAGGAAUUCUCUGACUACCUGACUCGCUUUCCAGCGCGUGUCCUGGACUGUCUGCUGGGGACCCGGUACCGGCUUCAAGGACAUAAGGAUGUCAACAAAAACCUGGAGGAUAUUGACAAAACUUUAAAAAUGCUGCUGCACCUGCUGGGUACCUUUCAGGACAAGGUUCUCCAGGAGCCCUUGGUGCCGUCCUACCUGACCGUGUGCCUGAAGCUGCACGAGGCCAUCUGCGAACUCACAAAAGGCCUGAUGACUCACGAGCUGCUCGCCUCAUCUGCCGAGAUCGUCUGCAUCGUCAUCAGGCUGAAACCUAUAGUGGACUCUGAGGAAGGGCCGGAAAGUGACACUGGGAUGAGGACCUCAGUGAGGAGAGUGGCCCAGGGAGCCCUCGCUGCCACGAGAGCGUGGUUUCGGGGAACCUUCAAGCAGUGCAUCUUCUGCAAUUCAAAUGACUCUUCUGUCAGCUUCACCUACAGUGAGGAGAUCCAGGUGUGGCGGCGGCUGGUGGAGAUUCGCUUCCCAGAUGAACACGGCUGGAAGGAGUCCUUGCUGGGGGACCUGGAAGGAAGGCUCAAGCAGGAGAGGCCGCUCUCCCAGAUCUCCGCCUACUGCAGCACUGGCUGGGCAACUGCGGGCGCUGACGACAGCGUGUCCAAGUGCUUCGAGAAAUGUGCCAUUGAAGCUGUAGGCUUGGCCUGCCAGUCGCAGACCAGCAUUCUGGAGGGACUCUCUCAGAGCAACCUGCAGAGAUUCGGGAUCCUUGCGUCCGCCGUGGUCACCAAGUCCUGGCCCAGGUGCAACGGGGAGGCCGUGGAUGACUUGGCUGAGGUUCUGAAAUACCUACUCACGUGGCCAGACGUCAAGCAUCUCUUCAAACUGUACAGAACCGACAAGAAAAUACUAGCGCACAUCACGGAGGAUGGCAAGAAGCUGAUGGCCAUGGCAGACUCGGUCUUCACCAAGGUGGCCGAGGCCCUCCUCAGCCGCACGGUGUUGGUGGAACAGCUGCAGCUGAUCAGGAAUCACAUGACUCAGUUUCUUCACAUCUGGGAGCUGAAGAGAAAAAGUCUUUCACCCCAGGAGGAAAAAUACGAUAUGAAGAAAGUGCUGGACUCCAGGUGGAAAGAACUACAAUUUCUACAGAAAGAGCAGAGCCGGGUGGACAGUCUUCUGAAGCUGUGCGAGGGGGUGAAACACUGGGUGAAAGUGGACUGCAGAAAGAUUGCCAAGAAACACGCAGAAGACCUGGGCAGGAAAUGCCUAAAUGAUGUUGUGAUGGCGAGUCCAUCCCCCACCUCCUUAGACAUGGAGUGGGUAACGCACUACAACCUGAGCGCCCACGUUCGAGAAAUGGCCACAACAAUAGACUUGCUCAAGGACAGUCACAUCUUCCGGACCUUCUGGGCAGAGGCCGCCCGGGCGCUCCUUCCGCCAGAGGAGGAGGAGGUACAGGGAGGGCCGCUUGUGGACAUUGAAGAUGUGUAUGAUGACCUGUACCUUCCUUGCUUCAACAAGUUCAGGAAACUGUAUGAGGACCUGAAGUCGGGCGAGCUCACCUUAGGGGAAGUGCACACCAUCUUCGGCGUCUUUGUGAAUAAAUAUGACGACCUCACCUUUGACCUCAGAGUCAUGUGUGCCCUGGACCCCAGGGACCCAAGGGAUUGGAUCCAGGAGCGAAUGGGGCAGGUCAGGGAAUACCACCACCUGCAUCUGUCUGCCAAGGCAGCCAAGGUCAUCUUGGAGGUCAAAGAGACCUUGGGCCUGACUGGGGACUUCAGUCUUCUCCACUUUGUACUAAGAAUCACCGAAGCCUCUGAGAACUCUCGUCAUAAAAAACUGGGCCAGAUCGACAGGCAGGUCAUCAGUGCCAACGAGCAGCUGCGGGACAUGAACGAGGCCCGGUGCCAGUGUCUGCUGGAGCUGGCCCUGGCCAGGGAGUUCGUCCACUGGGUCCGGGAGGCUGUCAAAGGCAUCAACGAGCUGAAGGUGUUUGUGGACCUGGCGUUCAUCUUCGCGGGGGAGAAUGACAUGGACAUGGACCGUGUAGCCUGCUUCCACGAUGCCGUCCAGGGCUACAGCUCUCUGCUCUACAAGCUGGACACGAGCGCACAUUUCCAUGUAUUCAUGGGACAACUGAAGGAGCUGUGGAAGGCUCUGGAAAACGACCAGCACCUGCCCAGUAAACUG